GUACUCAGAAUCCCCCAGUUAUUAACGAGAUUUUUUGUAGAGAGGAUGAGUUCGAACCUCAUAAUGAGGGAGCCUGGGAAGAAUACGAAAGUUAUUUUCCUAGUGGUUUACGUGUUUCAGACUCUAAGCCUACGCUUAAUUCUACAGUGGAAGGCAGUUAUAUUGCCCAGGUGGGUGACACAGAUGUUGAAGAUCAGCAGAAGCUGGAUAGCAAAGAGAGUUUCCCUGAUGCUUUUGAGGUACAGCACUGGGAGCUGCGCAAAAUAUCAAGUACUGUCAUCCCUGUGCUAAAUAUAUUGUACCUAGCGUCACCUAAAUCUGGAGAUGAAGAAACUGAUUGCAAAAGGAAGAAGAGGAAGAAGAGGAGGAGGAGGCGCUACUAUUGAUAAAAGCCUCCAGCGUCGCCCCAGCUCAAAAUAUCUUUUAUAAAUGGUGACCAUCAAUAGCUGGAGGCUGAUAAGUAUUAACCAAUUAUUAUAAAGACCCCAUGAUCCCAGAACCUACUUUUUCCACGACAUAGAAUCCAGGACAACAGCUUUAUCACCUGUUAAACCGCUGAAAGUGGAGUCAGGCAUUUCCCAAGCCUUCUGGAAAGAACUCACCGGCUUCAUCUGCUUGGGCUGCCCCACAGACCCAGUCACCAUAAGCUGUGGCCACAGCUUCUGCCGGGCCUGCCUCCACCUUUCCUGGAAAGACAUCAAAGUUACUGUCCAUUGCCCUAUGUGUAGGACACCAUGCCAGGAAAAGGACUCCAAAACCAACAUUUUCCUGAAGAAGGUGGUGUCCAUUGCCUUGCCAAACAAGCCUAGCUCUUAAAGUCCUUGAGCUUCAAGAGCAUGAGUACAUGACCCACAAGGAUAUCAAGCAGAUUUCCUGUGGGGAGAACAGGAUCUACCUCUGUGAACGCUGCUCUGUCUCCCAUGAGCACAGUGUUCACACACAGCCCUAUUGGAGCAGCUCCUGAGGAGUGAGUCAGUGCAGUUGAGCAUGCUCCAGAUUACAAAACCAGAACUCAGUGCCUUACCCAUCACCAAACUGGCACAAUAGUGCAACUGCUAACAAGUGCACAUUUUCUUUGAAGAUAUAAUCAUGCUUCAAUACAAGAUGAACUUUUGUCAUGUGAAGAGUCAGCUUCAACUUUACCAUUAGGACCCAUCUGUGGAUCCUAUUGGAUGCUAUGUGGCCUUCGGGACUGGAUCCUAUUGGAUGCUAUGUGGCCUUCGGGACUGGGCUGUACAAGUCUGUACAGAUUUCUGAUCCAGAAGGAGAAAACAGCCGGUUGAAUCUGAGGAUGUGUUUCUUCUCACAUCUUCUUCUCUAAUCAUUACAGUCUCCUCACCACAUGCCCCGUAAUCCAUCUCUACAUAGAGAAGCCACUGGGACACAAGGAGUUGGUGUGCUCCUUGAUUGUAGUGAUAGAUGGUGUUGCCCAGAGUUCCUGGAUAUACAAGUAUCCUCCUGGCACCUUAAAUUAUUCUGUCAAGCCUUUCUUCUCAACCAAAUACACAUAAUCACAGGAAAAUAUAAUCCUAAUCUUGUACUUAAGUGGUUUUUGUUAAGUAUGUGCUUUGUAUUGCUUUUAUUGCUAGUAAAUAAUAAAUACUAUUGAAUAUAAA
Molecule: messenger RNA, 1616 nt
Organism: Mesocricetus auratus (golden hamster)
Lineage: Eukaryota; Metazoa; Chordata; Mammalia; Rodentia; Cricetidae
Source: RefSeq, a predicted model, not a curated record